This is a messenger RNA of Pyricularia grisea, 366 nucleotides long. RefSeq lists its product as uncharacterized. Bases 1 to 366 code for a protein of 121 amino acids. The record is from RefSeq and is a predicted model, not a curated record. NCBI's taxonomy places the organism in Eukaryota, Fungi, Ascomycota, Sordariomycetes, Magnaporthales, Pyriculariaceae. The transcript has a single exon.
AUGCAGGGUAAGGUGAGCGGCGCCUCCGUUACGGUGCACGAAUACGUUUCGGCUGUGCACCCGUGGCUUAUGGCGCUGCGCGACAGGAUCCUAGACGCCAAUGCCAGGCUUCAGGGACGUUCCGAGCCCUGGCCGCCCGAGACCAAGCUGGCCGUCGUUCAAGCCCCGACCAACGGGCCGCUGUCCAUCGAUAAGGGGGAAACCUGGGCCAAGUGGCAUAAAAAGCCACAGGUGCCGCCGCCGCCGGGAGAGCGGUUGAGCUACGAGGAGCGUGCGCGUCGUGCCAAAGAGAGGGCGCUGGCGAGGUCUGCGGGGAGAAUACGGGAGAUGGAAGCGGCUGCGGCAGGGGCAAACCAGGCGGAAUAG